Molecule: messenger RNA, 1934 nt
Organism: Sphaeramia orbicularis (orbiculate cardinalfish)
Lineage: Eukaryota; Metazoa; Chordata; Actinopteri; Kurtiformes; Apogonidae
Gene: uraha
Product: urate (5-hydroxyiso-) hydrolase a
Exons: 4
Coding region: 1015-1434 (139 amino acids)
Biological process (GO): purine nucleobase metabolic process
Molecular function (GO): hydroxyisourate hydrolase activity
Source: RefSeq, a predicted model, not a curated record
CAAUGUGAAGGUGCAGGAGCUAUCGUUAAUUAGUGACCUACACUACCAUGAAACAACCGAAGAUAUUAGUAUGAGCUCUGUGGACCACUGAUGUUAGUGUUUUCCAUGGGAUGUGACACAGUACUGGCCACAUUAUAGUUUGUUAAAACGUGUCAGAAAAAGGGUUAAGGGAUGCAUUUACUUCAGCCAUGUUUUCCAUAAGGCAGAAAAGCUGUCAUCUGUAGCACCUCAACCACCACCUCUUGCCAAGAAACACAGACAAAGAACAAAAGCUGGUUGUUAAAGUAAUAAUCAGGCCAAACAAAAUGGUGAUGUUAAGAGUUUCUUUAGUUUCUCCAUUUUUACAGUAAUAAUGAAAGCAUAAGUAUAAUUUGAUCUGCUGUCACUAUAAAUGCAGGCAGAAAAAUUAACGCUCACAUCUGGAUUAUUGUUUGAAAAGUUCAUUGUGCAUUCACAUGUGAAAUCCUGUGUGACUGUCUGCACAUAUCACCAUAAAACAGCUGAAUAGAGUUAUUGUUUAUUCUAAAAACAAAAACCAACCUGCCCAGUGAUAAGAUGCUAUACUGAACACUGUGACUUUUCAAUCAAUCAACCAUUGUUUAUAUUUUUGGGUGGAAUUCCAAACCAGCAGUGUCAGUUUGUGCAGCUGUAGGCUGGAGAUUGUUAGUUCAUUAACUCUGUAGUCAAACAGUUUCAGAAGGAAAGAAAGACUUUGUUCUUUCUGGUUCAAUUUAAUCUGUUCAUUUGCAUUAGUUUUUGCCCGAACAGCAGACUACUUUGAUCAUACAUCUCUUUUAGGUUCAAAGUGCUAAAAAUGAACUGUGACAAAAAGGGGCUCUUGCACAACUGAUCUUCUGUUGACAAAGAGAUAAGCACAUGUACGUCGCAUGCUGUAUGAGUGCAAGAUAUCAUGAGGGUAAUGUGAUAAAAAUCUGAUGCAGUUAAAUAAGCCCUAAAAAUACUUUUUUCCAGUUAGAAUCUUUGGCCCAGUUUGGAUUUUGUACAUUGGCACACAUGAGUGCUCAAAGGCUGCAGCAGCUCAAGGGUCAUCUUUUGCAUGAUAAUAAGAUGUCAGCGAUGGCAGGCCCUGUUAGUCCACUGUCCACCCAUGUACUGAACACUGCGAUGGGUGUCCCUGGGUCAAACAUGUCCCUCAGCCUUCAUCGACAGGACCCAUCUACUGAAGCCUGGAGUUUGAUUACAACAGGGACAACUAAUGAAGAUGGACGCUGCCCAGGACUGAUCUCAAAACAAAUGUUUGUACCUGGUGUUUACAAAAUGCGAUUUGAGACUGGACAGUACUGGGAAACUAUCGGCGAGUCCAGCUUUUACCCAUAUGUGGAGAUUGUCUUCAUUAUAAAAGACCCCGGACAAAGAUAUCAUGUCCCUCUGCUCCUGAGUCGCUUCUCCUACAGUACUUAUAGGGGGAGUUAGAAAUCAAGAGUAAUGAACUUCAUGACACAUCUUUUAUUCAUCAACUACUAACAAAUCACAGCAGAUGUAAAUCAACAUCAGCGGUCUUGUACACUUUCACACCUGUAGAAGAAAUAUAAGCUGCAUUUGAUGAGGUAGUCUGCAUAUUCUAGAAUGAUCAUCAAAAGAACUGUCUUUGUAAUGAAUUGCAGUGUUACCCUGCUGAUACAAUAUUAGGGUUCCAAAAUGAUUUUCAGCAGUUAUGAACAUUUACAGUAUUAUAUAGGAUUACCAUAUCAUCUGUUCACUGUUUAGUGCAGGGAUCUGCAGCUCCUGAGUAAGAUGUGGCUCAUAAUUCAGGCUCCUGAACCAAUAAACCCUGACAAACAUAUGAAAUGAAGAACAUAUAUUGUUUUAACAUUUUGCUGUCAUUGUUAUAGCCCUAAAACCAUUUGUACAUUGCCCAUCUGUAAAAAUGCACUGAGAAUAAACACAAUAAAAACCUUUUUUUAAUGUUUCAU